Messenger RNA from Chanos chanos (milkfish), 809 nucleotides. RefSeq names its product cAMP-dependent protein kinase inhibitor alpha (gene pkia). The transcript has 3 exons. Gene Ontology annotation, molecular function: cAMP-dependent protein kinase inhibitor activity. Gene Ontology annotation, biological process: negative regulation of protein kinase activity. The record is from RefSeq and is a predicted model, not a curated record. NCBI's taxonomy places the organism in Eukaryota, Metazoa, Chordata, Actinopteri, Gonorynchiformes, Chanidae. The coding region runs from base 81 to 317 and encodes 78 amino acids.
CGGACUGACCACUGACCGCAAUAUUGGCUAUCCUACACAGAGCAACAUAAGGGACAUUGCUAUGGUGAACUGUGUUAGAUAUGACUGAUGUUGAGUCGUCGUAUGAAGACUUCAUAGCUUCGGGAAGGACGGGAAGACGGAAUGCGGUGCAUGAUAUCCUGGGGGACACAGGUGGGCUGGACCCAAGUGGACUAUCCCAGACACUCUCAGAACUCAGUGUCAACAAAACAGGUGAAGGAAACGAUGGAGAAAAGAGUCAGGUUUCCUCAGACGCUCCACCUAAACCAGAAGAGGAGGCCAAGGAGGAGGGAACUUAAAACACUGCCGUGAAACUGCGAGGAGAAGCCAUUUCCCAUCACUGCCCCCCCUAGGUGGCUGAUCUGAGAACUUGAAAAAAAAAAAAGAUGGAGGACCAGGAAUUUACACAGCAGAGAGACCUUCCCACUCACUGCCCUGGACGAAAGAAAGCCCUGGUUUUAAGGAAGGAGCCCUCUCUGCUCUAUGUGUGUGCUUGGGCCUGUAGCUUCAGUAAUGGGUGAAAGAAAGCAUCCCAUAGAAAUCACUGUCUCCAGAGACCUGGACCAUCUCAGUCCAUCGUAUUAUAAUGAUGUAAAGGACACUCCCUCUUAGCUAUUACCUGUAGCUAUUAGCCGUGUCUUCGAUGCAGAAUCUGGGGGAAGUUGCAGACAGCGUUGCAGUAGCAUGGGUGGAGAAAGCUGAACUUAGCACUAGUGAUCUGUAAUGCUUCUGACUACGACUAGGUGGAUGAUACCUUGUCACCACAUGGGCAUUUGUUUUUGGCUUGGAGC